UGCUCGUGAGCUGCUGUUGAGAACAAACUUUACACGUAAAUAAUCUAAUUGCGUUAAUUAACUGACUUGAGCUAAACAAAGAGGUGCGAAUUUAUCGAGAGGAGGAACGUAGACGAGAUCUGACCCAGGAAAUCCCGCCAAGGCAAUCAGGACAACAAUGCGACGCAAUGCGCGUCAGCAACAGCACAUUCAGGAAGAAAUCGGCCCCGACGACGUGGAAGACAUCUUUGCACGUCCCGCCUACGAUGACGACGAGUUCGAAGACCUGCUCCCUCUGGCCAGGAGGGCCAAUGGUCACGCACGCCUCGGGCGCUACGAGAACACGCUGGAGGUGAAGGUCCAAGAGGGAGACACACUCCAGGCGCUUGCCUUGCGCUUCCACUCCUCUGUGGCGGACAUCAAGCGGCUAAAUAAGAUCGACCGCGAAAACGAAAUCCACGCACAUCGGGUUAUUCGCAUUCCGGUCACAGUGCACAACGUCCUGCUGGGCAACGGGGGCCUUGAAGCUCUUCCCGCCGUCCACCGGAGCGGGAACAACAGUCCUAGGCACAAUGUGGAGCGUGAACCAGCUCCCGAACGCAAUCCCCUCGAAGAUGCGCGCCAAAUGCUGGAUGAGCGACUCCUGGUGGCGGCGGUAAACGCUUCAGGCGCCUUGGAUCACGACCAACCAUCGACGAGCAGAGCGGCUGGACAAUUCUAUGAGGGAGCCCAGGGAGCGCCCAAUGACGAAGCCAAUAUGGAGCAACCCUACGAGGAAAGUGCCACUCUGCUUAACCACAUGGUGGACAGACACGCUCCGCUGGUGCGUCCCAUUCCUGGACCCUCUUUGAGUGCCAUCGACUGGUCUGGAUCAGAUUGCGACUUGUCUUGGAUAUGUCUGCUGAUCUUCAUACUCGCCUUGUGUGUCGUCAUACCCUUGGUCUACGUUAUCUACCUGGCAGAGCAUCCACAUCACAACCACAGUGCCCAGUAGUUGGGUAAUGUAAGCAUCAUUCCAAACGACACCUCCUCACCUGGCCCCCUCUCAGAUGAGCCUAUCGCAUUUAAAAUGCACUCCCUGGCUACGGAAUUUAUUUUUAUACCUAUACGCGUAACUUUGUAUUGACUCUUGUUAAAAAUAAUAAGGUUUUUGUGGACAGAA
Messenger RNA from Drosophila santomea, 1141 nucleotides. Its product is annotated as lysM and putative peptidoglycan-binding domain-containing protein 4. The record is from RefSeq and is a predicted model, not a curated record. The transcript is spliced from 3 exons. Lineage: Eukaryota; Metazoa; Arthropoda; Insecta; Diptera; Drosophilidae. The coding region runs from base 158 to 973 and encodes 271 amino acids.